Messenger RNA from Glarea lozoyensis ATCC 20868, 1338 nucleotides. RefSeq lists its product as uncharacterized. The transcript is spliced from 2 exons. NCBI's taxonomy places the organism in Eukaryota, Fungi, Ascomycota, Leotiomycetes, Helotiales, Helotiaceae. Bases 1 to 1338 code for a protein of 445 amino acids. The record is from RefSeq and is a predicted model, not a curated record.
AUGUCUGGGUGCCCAGGUGGGGAGCAACGACCCCUGGCCGUGCCCAGAGCCGAGAUGCAGCACUCCGGCUUUUCGAAUGGGGGAGGUCUAUUUUCAAGAGGAAAUAUCUUUGGAGGGAGCAAAACGCCAGCCUCUACCACGAGGCCGAGCACAAGUGGUGGUUCUCCCAAUCCGCAAAUCGAAUCGAAUCAUCAGCCGUCUUCAAGGGCUUCGACCUUUGUUGGUCGUAAAGCCUCCUUCACAACCAAAUCACCAAAAACAUCCGGCUUGGUGCAUCGAGGGCGCAACAACACCUCCAGCACCUUUCCCACCCUCUCUCCAGAGAAACGCGCCAAUUCGACAGCUCCCCUAUUGAGAGGUUCAGGUUCCGCUGCGGACGGUGCUGUGAACGCGCAGGAGCAUGAACAGCAGCUCAAAUCGGGGGAUAGCUUCACCCAGCUUGCGACUGACCUAACUAACUCGCCUGUCUCUGCCGGCGCAGACUCAUAUACAUCAACAACUCCAUUUUCGAAUAUGCUGGUCCGCCCAGGAACGUCUUAUCAGGGAAGUGGUGGCUCAAAUGGGGCGACUCCAUAUCAACCGAUGCAACCGGCAAGUCCGACGCACGAAGGACGAGUCUAUUGGUUCAACACAUUAUUAUUUAACAAACCCGAUUUACAACGCAUGCCAUAUUUUGAUUCACGUAAACUCGCCAGGCGAGCAACAAACUAUCUCCUACUCGGUCUCUCGCUCCCCACGAUUAUCGACCUCAAUGGCUCGAACCCAUUCGAGUUCCUGAAGACUCUUAAUGCCCUCCUUGCCGAGUUUGAAGCCUACCAACAGAUACAUCCGGCCGAUGGCUCCUCUUCACUGUCGCGGGGACGAUUCCCACAAAUGUUCAAGCGCGCAACAGGGACGAAUAAAGGUCGACGGACAAGCUCGGCAGCAGACAUUGGACUUCCCAUGGGCAAUGAUUCAUUCGACUCGAAAUCGACUGGAACGGGGUCAACAACGGGAGGAACAGGAGCUGCCAGUGCCUUUCUGGGAGAGACAGAUUUACUACCGGGAGAAGAAUAUAUAUAUCUACUAACACCAUCAUUACCAUUUGAUCCGGAUUUCUACGAGACAUUUGCGACACUGUGCGAUGUCCUGAUUGAUUGUUACACCAAACUUAUGAGUCUGGUACCUUCCCCGAAAGAAUGCAAUCCUGCAAUGGCAGAAAUGUUUACCAAGGCGGACGCAAGAGUCAGGAAGAUUAUUGUGCAGGGCGUGGUGAAAGAAUUUGAAGAUAGUAGUAGGGCAGGUGUCAAACUAGAGGUUGGGAAUGUCGGUCGGGUGGUACUCGGCGGACUGAUGUGA